This is a messenger RNA of Boeremia exigua, 537 nucleotides long. RefSeq names its product acyl-CoA N-acyltransferase. Gene Ontology annotation, cellular component: nucleus. Gene Ontology annotation, molecular function: histone H2A acetyltransferase activity; protein N-terminal-serine acetyltransferase activity; histone H4 acetyltransferase activity. Lineage: Eukaryota; Fungi; Ascomycota; Dothideomycetes; Pleosporales; Didymellaceae. The record is from RefSeq and is a predicted model, not a curated record. Bases 1 to 537 code for a protein of 178 amino acids. The transcript has a single exon.
AUGAGUAACGCCGAGCUUGGAGUGUGUUUCGACCUCAUUGCGAAGACAUCGCAGCAAGACUACCAGUCAUCACGCAAAGGCUGGGACCCCGGUUACAAGAUGCUAGAGAUGUCCGACAAGCAAAUGAUGUACCUUCUAGUGCGCCAGGCAGAAGGCUAUGUGGGUACGAACAAAGUCAGCGAGCCGGCUUCCUCUUCACCCAACGCAGGCGAGAUCAUCGGCUUCCUUUCUUUCAGAUUCGAACCUGAAGAUGAAGAUCUCAACUUGAUGAGGCCAGUUCAGUACAUCUACGAGCUCCAUCUAGAUGACCGUCUUCGAGGACAAGGUCUUGGUGGUCACAUGCUGCGUUGGGCCGAGGAACAAGCCCGCCUGGUCAAGAUCAGUAAGACGAUGCUGACGGUGUUCACUGUGAAUGAAGGGGCCAGGAGACUGUAUGCCAGAGAGGGAUAUGUGAAAGACAUGACCAGUCCUGGAGAUCGAGUCACAAGGAGGAGGGUCAUCAAGCCCGACUACAUCAUCAUGGGCAAGGAGAUUUAA